Molecule: messenger RNA, 1416 nt
Organism: Prunus avium (sweet cherry)
Lineage: Eukaryota; Viridiplantae; Streptophyta; Magnoliopsida; Rosales; Rosaceae
Source: RefSeq, a predicted model, not a curated record
AGUUGCACCUAGGUUUCAAACUUUCGUUGCACUUAUCGAUUUAAUUUCUUUACAUCAAUUAAUCAUUCCAUGGCUUCUUUCCAACUUGAUGACCAGGUUCUGAUACAAGAGACUUUGUUUGUGAGGAUAUUGACCCUAAACAGGCCUCGCCAGCUGAACGCCCUUUCCCUUGAAAUGCUCUCUCGGCUGUCACAACUUUUCUUGGCCUUUGAGGACGAUGCCAAUGCCAAGUUGAUCAUUCUCAAGGGUAAAGGAAGAGCAUUUUGUGCUGGCGGUGAUGUAGCCACCGUUCAUCGUCGUUUUCUUGAAGGAAAUCUGAAAUUUGGUGAAAAAAUUGGUGAGAAGCUGCUCACCUUAACCUACUUGGUAGCAACAUGCAGCAAACCCCAGGUUUCAAUUCUGAAUGGGAUUGUCAUGGGAGGUGGGGUUGGUAUUUCAGCACAUGGCAAAUUCCGUGUAGCAACAGAGAAUUCGAUCUUUGCAAUGCCAGAAAAUUCUCUGGGAUUGUUUCCUGACGUGGGCUCCUCUUAUUUCUUGUCAAGACUUCCCGGAUUUUUUGGAGAGUAUUUGGGUCUCACAGGUGCAAGGUUGGAUGGUGCUGAAAUGCUUGCUUGUGGUCUGGCAACUCACCUUGUCCCCUCAGCCAAAUUGUCCCUUUUGGAAAAAUCUCUAAUUUCCAGAACAGCUUCAGCUACUUCAUCAAGCUUUGAUCUUGCUUUUAUUUCAGCAAUUAUAGACGAACACUCCUUGCAGCAACCGGCUCUGAACGAGAAAAGUGCUUUACACAAAAUGGAUGUCAUUGACAAGUGCUUUUCCAGACCAACAGUUGAAGAUAUCUUAAGUGCCCUUGAGAAGGAGGUUACUACAACAGAUGCAAACAAGGCAGGUGAUGAAUGGCUAGCUUCAACGAUUCGAUCGCUGAAGAAGGCGUCGCCGAUGAGCUUGAAGAUUUGUUUGAGAUCCAUUAGAGAAGGAAGGGUGCAGGCAAUGGAUGAAUGUCUUGCCCGCGAGUACAGAAUAAGUUGUCAUGUUAUGAGAGGGCAAAUCAGCAAGGACUUCAGAGAAGGUUGCAGAGCUAUAUUGUGGGACAAGGACAAGAAACCAAAGUGGAAGCCUUCUAGUUUGGAGCUCAUCACUGAGCAUAUGGUUGACCACUACUUCUCAAGGUUGGAUGGUGAUGAAGAAUUAAAGCUCCCUCAAAGAUGCAACUUGAAUGUAUUUGCCAAUGCCAAGCUUUGAGCUAAUUGUGAUUUUGGGGUGUUCCUACCUAUACCUAUCAAAUAUUUCAAUUCCCACCCUAAUAUUAUUCCAAUUUUAUUCGUCUACACCCCACACCCCAGCAUUUUCUCACUCCACACCACACCACGCCAACUUUUCUUUUUUUGUGUGUGUGUGUCAAAGUUUAAAAGGAGAAUA